This is a messenger RNA of Salvia splendens (bonfire salvia), 1025 nucleotides long. Its product is annotated as transcription antitermination protein NusB-like. Gene Ontology annotation, cellular component: chloroplast. NCBI's taxonomy places the organism in Eukaryota, Viridiplantae, Streptophyta, Magnoliopsida, Lamiales, Lamiaceae. Bases 55 to 864 code for a protein of 269 amino acids. The record is from RefSeq and is a predicted model, not a curated record. Gene Ontology annotation, biological process: DNA-templated transcription termination; regulation of DNA-templated transcription. The transcript is spliced from 7 exons. Gene Ontology annotation, molecular function: RNA binding.
UUUAUAAAAAAAAUACACACCUUAUCUAAAUUGAUUGUUGAAGCAGAUAUCGUGAUGGAGGCAGGGUAUAUUCUGAGCUCCUCCUUCAACCCUCCUAAAACCCUCUUCUCUUCCAUUUCCAAAUUCCCAUCUCCUCACGGCCCUCGCAACCUGCUGCUCCUUCCCCGCGCCGCCACUAUCCCUCUCACAAUUCACAAUCCAAUUGCCACCUCCGCUUCCAACUAUCCCAGAAUCGACAAAAGUGGCAAAUUCUGCAGCCCCAGAGCCGCCCGCGAGCUCGCUCUGAUGACUCUCUACGCCGCUUGCUUGCAGGGCUCCGACCCCCUCCGCCUCUUGGAGAAACGCCUCAAUGCCAGAAAAGAAAUUGGGUAUGAAUUUGAUAGGGCUUGUUUAAUGGUGUAUGAUCACAUGACAUUUGGAGGGCCGCCCAUUGCCACUCAAACUGUUGAAGAAGCCGAUCAGCUUUUGGAAAUUUAUCAAAAGGAGUCUCACAUUGAAGCCGAAGUUCUUUCUGCACCUCCAAACUUAGUCUACAGCAAAUUAAUUUUACUUUUUACUCGGAAACUUUUGACAGCAGUUUCUGACAAUUGGGACAGUAGUGUGCUUGCGAUUGAUAAAGUUGCACCCGAUAGCUGGAAGAAUGAACCAGCAACUCGAAUCCUUGAGUUUUCUGUACUGCACUUAGCAAUGUCAGAGAUAUCAGUUCUUGGGACAAGGCACCAAAUAGUCAUAAAUGAGGCUGUUGACCUUGCAAAGAGGUUCUGUGACGGGGCAGCCCCUCGUGUAAUAAACGGAUGUCUUAGGACAUUUUUGAAGGAGUUGAAGGAAAAUGGCCAGGAUCAGCCUCAAAAUGUUUCAGUGUAAGAGAAUGUAUGAAUAGUUGAGGUUGUAGGUUGGAUAUUGUAUGCGAGUGAAAACAAUUUUGAGCUUCAUUCUAGCAAUGUAUAGUAGUCCCACUCAAGGCAUAUCAUUUGGACUAUGUUGGUUCUGUUGAAUAUGCAAUAUCAAAUUAAGUUUCAUCGGCA